AUGUAUCGGAAGUUGUCUAAGUUAGAACACUCGGAAAUAAAACAACUUCUUACAGAAGCUAACAUAGAUGUUGCAAAACAUUACGCGACAAACAAAAAAGCACUCGCUGACAUCCUCAAUGACUAUAAUGGUGCAAUAAGUUAUGAUAGAAUUCAUGAGUUCAUAAAGCCGCAACGCGGCGAGGACGAAGUCCAUGCAAGAACUUUUCCUUUAAAUGACGUUGCUAUUGACUUAUAUCAUAGACGUUCAGUACCUCAUGAAGUAAGAAGAGAAAUGUUUGACAUAACAAAUGCAAACGUUGGUGAAACAAGAAGAAGAGACGACACACUGAAACAACAGAGAAGAGAGAUGUUUAAAAGUGCUAUAGAACAAGUUCGCAAAGCUAACGAUGUCAUUCGUUCCAUUGACGACAAACCAAAAGAAGGUGAGAGAUGGUUAAAGAAAGAUGAAGAGAAUAG
Molecule: messenger RNA, 458 nt
Organism: Trichomonas vaginalis G3
Lineage: Eukaryota; Parabasalia; Trichomonadida; Trichomonadidae
Product: organellar and viral DNA polymerase type B
Exons: 1
Source: RefSeq, a predicted model, not a curated record